Cynoglossus semilaevis (tongue sole) is the source of this 3065-nucleotide messenger RNA. It is a transcript of the gene brat1, whose product is annotated as BRCA1-associated ATM activator 1. Gene Ontology annotation, cellular component: nucleus. Lineage: Eukaryota; Metazoa; Chordata; Actinopteri; Pleuronectiformes; Cynoglossidae. Gene Ontology annotation, biological process: positive regulation of protein phosphorylation; cell population proliferation; DNA damage response. The record is from RefSeq and is a predicted model, not a curated record.
UGCUCCCGCUAUUCCGCUACGUUUGACUCUGACGUAUUACGGAAGCGUGAAGCCGCUGAUUCUAUGCAGAAGAGAAAAUACUUCACGCGAGAAGGACGUUCAGAAGAAAUAUAGAAUGUAUGAACAACUAUUGAAUGUUCUCACUUGAAAGGCCUCAUCAGCUGCCAGACUGUGAACGAGUCAGUACCAUGGACAGGGACUGUUUCCUGUUGCUGCCCCAGGUCUGUCAGGUACUGCUGGAGUCUGGUUCAUCACUGGCUGAUGACACCAUCCUGGAGAAACUACUGGACUGGUUCACAGGACUUGCCCCGGCUGAAAAUAGAUCUCUGCUGGAGGAUCAUCCAUGUCUGCUCAGUUUCAUAUCAGCUGUUAUUCACAAAACUUCAUCAGAGCCUGGAGUCAUUUCCUUUGUGUUGAAGCUCUCAGGCUUUUUAGCUGCAAAAUCGCGUGCCUUCAAAACACUUCAGGACUGCUCCGUCCUGGACCUAGCCUUUGACCGUCAGCGCUGGCAGGACGCAGGACUCUGGGAGGAUCCGUGUGUCCGGGUUGGUUGGAUCCAGGGUCUGAGGAACUUGCUGCAGCACUCAGCUGCUCUUAGCUUCUUUGUACAAGCAGAUUUCAUUCCAACAUUACUUCACCUCCAGACAGACUCCAGUCUCUUUGUUGCCUCAGCUGCAAACCACCUGCUCGCCCACAUCCUGCUCUUCUUCCAACCGGUGUCGUCCACAGGCUCUAACGGUGUCCAUCCCAUAGAGGGCACCAGGACACGGGACGGGGCCACAGACACGGGUCCACCAGAGUCGUCUGUAGAAACCAGCCAGGAUUAUUCUGCUGUUUUCAGAACAAUCUCAGAGUUCACGGAGGAGUCGCUGCUCCACACCAACACCAGCCACACACAGCAGGAGCUCAGGUUCCUGACCAUGGUUCUGGACCAGGCUGGGCCAGUGCUGCGGGACCUGCUGCUUCAGUCAGUGACGGAGCCUCUGAGAAGACUGGUGGCUGCAGGACACAGUCACCUCACACACUCCCUGAUGGAUGUCAUAGUGGCUGCACACAGGGGGGUCAACUCCAGGUGGGACGGUGGCCCAGAUGGACACGUCUGUGACCUCCUGUCAUCUAUGCUGAACUUGACCAAAGCUUCGGACCUCAUUCACGCCGCAGCGGCUUUUCUUCACAAAGGGAAACAAGAUGACGUCUUCACGGCCCGAGCCGUGAGGAUCCUGCUGCUGCCCCUGGAGGUGGUAACUGGUCAACCUGCACUGAGCAGAAACAACACAGAUGAACCUCCUCAGUUCACCCUGUUGGAGGAGCUGAGGAGUAAAAGCUCCUGCGUCUCCAUCCUCUGUCUGUGUCUGAGGAACGCUCCAACGAUCACAGCCAUGCCUCCUCACCUUCUCCCCGCUCCUCCUGAUGCCGUUGUCGCUGCAGUUCUGUGGUUGUUGAGAAUAAGCAGCGGUGAUGGAGUCACGUCUAACGGUCGUAAGGAGGUUUUCAAGAACAUCGUCGGCAGCAGCAAAGUUCAGAAAUGUGCUCUCGAGGCGCUGACAGCCUUCAGCUGCAGCACAGGAGUUAAAGCUGGACUGAACCAGGUGUUUCCAGUUCUGGUCAGAUGUUUGAACAGCCCAGACUCUGAUCCAACUGUGAUACACAAGUCCUACCAGGCUGUGGUGCAGUGGCUCAGUGUGUGUGACGAUCACUCCUCCGUAACAGAGCAGCUCAGACGAGAUCUGACCGAUGUCGUGAGGAAGCGGGUGUGUGACAUGCGCUGGGAGGUCAGGGACUCAACGGUGGAGUUUCUGGGGAAAUUGGCGGGAAUCCCGAGAUCAGCUGAGGCGUUCGAGCUUUCUGGACAGCUGCUUAGCAUUCUGCUCCUCAGGGAGGCGCUGCAGGAUGUGGAAAGCUACGUGAGAGCCAGCGCCAUCUCAGCGCUGGCACAGACGCUGACGUGCGGCUGGCAGCAGGGGGCAGCAGUCACACAGGAGGAGAGGGACAUCGUGAAGCAGCUGCUGGACAUUCUCUCCCAGGAUUCAGAGGGAUUUCCCAGACGAGCUGUUGUUCAGUAUUUCAUCACCUGGUUUUCUUCAUCUUCCUCAAACGUAUCGUCACUCUCCUCCUCCUCCUCCUCCUCCCCCCCCCCCCCCCCCCCCCCCUCCCCCUCCACCUCCUCCUCCUCCUCUCUCCUGGAGCGCUCUGUGAGCUCUGUUCUCUCUCUGGGCAGCUCUGAUCUGGACUGGGAGGUCAAAGUUCACACUCUGGAGCUGACCGAGCUCCUGCUGGCUCCUCCAGGUGACAGAAGGAGCCCAGAGAGCCCCCUACAGGCCGUGGGGUCGGGUCUGGUCUCUGUGUUGGACCGUGUGGUGGAGCUGGGCGUGGUCUCAGCAUUACUGAGGAGUCUGGGGGACUGUGACAGACCCGUGGGUCUGAAAGCCUGUCAGCUCCUGAUCACACUCAGAGACACCAUCUGCCCCCCCCCACAGGACAAACCGGAGACUGUUCCUGCCACAGCAGCAGUUGCCGUGGCGACCUGUGAACCGCCGGGCUGUGGCCGGGGACGGGAGAUCAGGAAAAGACUGACCACGAAGAAGAAUGGAGACGUGGAGGCAGCCGUGGAAGACGUGUCUGGAGAGACAGGAGGGACAGGAGAGACAGGAGGGACAGGAGAGACAGGAGGGACAAGAGAGACAGGAGAGACAGGAGAGACAGGAGGGACAGGAGAGACAGGAGGGACAGGAGAGGAAGUGUGUGUCCAUCUGUGUCAAACCUUGAUGUCUCUGGAUCUGGAAACCAGACUGGAGACACUGAGUCGAAGCAGCGACCAUGUUUAUAACUCUCCUCUGUCUCUGCUGCAGGACAUACUGACCACCAGACGUGGACACACAGACACAGACACAGACAGAGCAGCAGGACCAGAGGUCAUUGUUGACUGUUACUGAACAAAAUACAACCUGACAGAUGUUGGUCAGUUAGAACGUGAAGAACGAGUCGUACUUUGUCUGUUGAUUGAUUUUUUUUUUGGUACUUUUGUUAAAUAAAAUACAGUCAUAUAUUAAACAUCGUUGAAUUUC